AUGUACAGGUGUGCAGUCAUAGGUGAAGUCAUAGGUGAAGGGGAGGACUCAGCACAAAAGGGGUCCAGUGUGGACGAUUACGUUGACAGGAUGGGGACCAGAAAGAUCAUAUCAGUUUUCCUGAUUCUAACAGAAAUUCCAGCCGCAACUACACCUGCAGCAACAACAGCUACAACUGCAGAGACAACAGCUACAACUGCAGCGACAACAGCUACAACUGCUACAUCAACUACCGCUGCACCGACUACCGCUGCACCGACUACCGCUGCACCGACUACCGCUGCACCAACUACAGCUGCACCUACUACCGCUGCACCGACUACCGCUGCACCGACUACCGCUGCACCUACUACCGCUGCACCAACUACCGCUGCACCAACUACCGCUGCACCAACUACUGUUGCACCUACAACCGCUGCACCUACUACCGCUGCACCAACUACCGCUGCACCAACUACCGCCGCACCUACUACCGCUGCACCAACAACUGCUGCACCUACUACCGCUGCACCAACUACCACUGCACCAACUACUGUUGCACCUACAACCGCUGCACCUACUACCGCUGCACCUACAACCGCUGCACCCACUACUGAACCUACAACUGCUGCACCAACUACUUGCAACACAAUAUACAAGAACAAAUUUGGUGACACGUUCGACAAGUGCAGUGUGAAAGAGUUCAGCUGCACCCACUACCGCUGCACCCACUACCGCUGCACCCACUACCGCUGCACCGACUACAGCUGCACCGACUACCGCUGCACCAACUACCAAAUUCCAGCUGCAACUACACCUGCAGCGACAACAGCUACAAAUGCAGCGACAACAGCUACAACUGCUGCACCAACUACCGCUGCAAAAACUACCGCUGCACCCACUACCGCUGCACCCACUACCGCUGCACCGACUACCACUGCACCGACUACAGCUGCACCGACUACCGCUGCACCAACUACCGCUGCACCUACUACCGCUGCACCGACUACCGCUGCACCUACUACAGCUGCACCAACUACCGCUGCACCUACUACCGCUGCACCAACUACCGCUGCACCAACUACCGCUGCACCAACUACUGUUGCACCUACAACCGCUGCACCUACUACCGUUGCACCUACUACAGCUGCACCAACUACCGCUGCACCUACUACCGCUGCACCAACUACCGCUGCACCAACUACCGCUGCACCAACUACUGUUGCACCUACAACCGCUGCACUAACUACUGUUGCACCUACAACCGCUGCACCAACUACUGUUGCACCUACUACAGCUGCACCCACUACCGCUGCACCCACUACCGCUGCACCCACUACCGCUGCACCGACUACCACUGCACCGACUACAGCUGCACCGACUACCGCUGCUGCACCAACUACCGUUGCACCAACUACCGCUGCACCUACAACCGCUGCACUAACUACUGCUGCACCAACUUCCGUUGCACCAACUACCGCUGCACCUACAACCGCUGCACCUACAACCGCUGCACCUACAACAGCUGCACUAAGCACCGCUGCACCAACUACUGCUGCACCAACUACCGCUGCACCAACUACAGCUGCACCUACAACCGCUGCACCUACAACAGCUGCACCAACUACCGCUGCACCAACUACAGCUGCACCUACAACCGCUGCACCUACAACCGCUGCACCUACAACAGCUGCACCAACUACCGCUGCACCAACUACCGCUGCACCUUCUACCGCUGCAACAACUACCGCUGCACCUACUACCGCUGCACCUACAACCGCUGCACCAACUACCUUAAACACAAUAUACAAGAACAAAUUUGGUGACACGUUCGACAAGUGCAGUGUGAAAGAGUUCAGGCCAAGACCAACUAGAGCAGAUGGAGUUGAUGCAGAUGUGAACGUUGGGUUCACUUCCACUUCAGCACUCCCAGAGGAAGGUGCAGUUAGUCAAACCUUAGUAGCAGCUGUAAAUAGUCCCAACAGCACCUUCAACGUGACGAUAGAUUCCAGCUCAAUCUCAGUACAACCUACUACCACUGCACCAACUACCACUGCACCAACUACUGCUGCACCAACUACCGCUGCACCUACUACCACUGCACCAACUACCACUGAACAAACUACUUCAGCACUUUCUACUGCUGCACCAUCUACUGCUGCACAAACUACCGCUGCACCUACUACCACUGCACCAACUUCUGCUGCACCGACUACUGCUGCACCAACAACCGCUGCACCAACAACCACUGAACCAACUACUGUUGCACCUACAACCGCUGCACCAACAACCGCUGAACCAACUACUGCUGCACCUACUACCGCUGCACCAACUACUGCUGCACCUACAACUGCUGCACCAACUACUGCUGCACCUACAACUGCUGCACCAACAACUGCUGCACCUACUACUGCUGCACCAACUACAGCUGCACCUACAACGGCUGCCCCUACUACUGCUGCACCAACUACCGCUGCACCAACAACUGCUGCACCUACUACUGCUGCACCAACUACAGCUGCACCUACAACGGCUGCCCCUACUACUGCUGCACCA
Molecule: messenger RNA, 2535 nt
Organism: Pleuronectes platessa (European plaice)
Lineage: Eukaryota; Metazoa; Chordata; Actinopteri; Pleuronectiformes; Pleuronectidae
Product: mucin-5AC-like
Exons: 10
Source: RefSeq, a predicted model, not a curated record